Molecule: messenger RNA, 2249 nt
Organism: Python bivittatus (Burmese python)
Lineage: Eukaryota; Metazoa; Chordata; Lepidosauria; Squamata; Pythonidae
Source: RefSeq, a predicted model, not a curated record
GGCCCGGGGCAACGGGGCCCUCGCCACGGGUUUAGCGCAGCGGGGCGGCGGGAUGUGGGCGCCUCGGGCGGAGCUCGGAAGCUAAGCAGGAUCGGCCUUGGCUACUUCUUGGAUGGGGCCGGCUUGGGAGGUCGGAAAAACGCCCCAUGGCAGCCAGCUUGCCCAGACAACUGCACGGAGAAGUGUCAGUUUUGUGACAAAGCCUUUAUGAACUAUUCCUUCCUGCACAGUCAUUUGCAGCGUCGCCAUUCGGAAGAACCGCUCACUGAUCAGAAGAAAAAAUCACAGACUGAUAAACUGCAGGAGGAGAUCAACCAACUGAAGGAACAGUUAGAACUUACCAGGUCUCAGUUAGAAGCUGAGCAGCAUGCCCAUAUAGCCAAACUGUCUAAGGAAUAUGAAGAACGCAGGUCCAAAGAGGAGGAGAUUCGACAGUUAUUUCACAAGUGGAAAGAAGAAGAAAAGGAAAAAUUGGCCAGUGAACUUGAGAAGGUGAAAGAGAUGUUUAUCAAGGAAUUUAAAGAAUUAACUGCAAAAAAUUCAGAAUUAGAAAAUCAUUUGCUAGAAGUACAGAAGUCCAACCAACAUCUGAAAUCCAAUUUAGGCACAUUAAAAGAUACCUAUGAAUUAACAGAAGAGAAGCAUCAAACUGCUAUGGAUCAUCAUAACAUAAUGCAGCUUCUUGAAAAACAGGAAGCUAAGUGGUCUUCUAAGGUACAAGCUCUUCAGGAAGAACAUGAAAAUGAAAAGCACCAGCUCACAUCUCAAAUAGAGAAGCUCAAAGCAUCAGUGGCUGAGGAUCUGAAUACGAGCAACAUUUUCUAUAAGAAGAGGCUAGAAGAAUUAGGACAAAAGCUGCAAGAACAGAAUGAUCUUAUUAUUACCCAGAAGCACCAGAUAGAGAAACUGGCUUCAAAAAAACCAGUAGAAAAUUUAAAGUCAUCUGAGGUGAAAGCUUCAGUGCAAAAUGUUCAGCCUAAAUCAAGCCCAUCAUCUGUGCGUGAACAAGCCCUCUUGGUACCCAUGCUGGAGCCCAUAGAGGAGCUUCCAGAGAAUGAAAAAGAAAUAGAAAAGCAAGUGCCCAAAACAGGAAAGAAUAAGUCUCAUAUAAUAAAUACUUUGAAGAGCGAUCCUUCUUUAACGAAAGAGCUGAGAACUGUUUUGGAGCAGACCUUAGCAGAAAAGUUGGAAUCCUUGGGAAUUAAAUCCGGAGUACAUGGCAUCCCGAGUGAUCAUUUGAACAGAGUCUUAAUAUCUGUUGAGUCUGCUAGAGAAGAGAGAAAGAAACAGUUGCCUGACAUUCAACAUAUUCGAGAGCAACUUGAACGACAAGUCAGCUUUAGAGUUGCAGAAAGAUCAUCUUGCAGCAGACUUCUUUCCAUCCCUCAUCUUUCUCCAGAAGCUAAACAGAGGGCAGCUCACUUAGGAACUUCAUUAUCCACUGUUUUGUCCAAGCCCGUAAAACGUUCUUCCAUUGCCAAACGUUCACCCAUGCAAAGAACAUUGCCUGCUGAAAACACAUCUACCCCAAAAAUCAAGAAAAGUAUGUUGAAGGAUGAAAUUUCAAGAAAGCCACCAAGUACUGUAACUCCUCCAUUUAGCUCAGAAGAGGAAGUGGAGGAAGAUGAUAUCAUGCAGUCCUACAUCUCACCUGAAUUAUCUCUGCAUAAGGCAUCAAAGUGCAACAGCAAAGACAACUUGCCAAGAUUUGCAAAUCAGAGUGAUGUAAACUUCCCUGAAGACGAAGUAGAACUUAAGCCAUCCAGAAGCUCUUUAAUUCAAAAUGAAAUGGAUGAAAUGGAAAAGUUUCUUUUGAGCCAACGAAAGGAAAGUAAACAAAUUGGAGGAACUAAUGGUGUUUCAGCAUCUAUUCAAAUGUGUGUCCAAGGAGUAAAGUUUACAGGUGUUGAAGAUGAGGAUGACUGGGAUUUAUCAUCUCUGGAAGAUGAAAAACUUUUGAAAGAUGAGAAAAAUAAGAAUGUACCUGGUGUUGAAAAGAAUGAUCCAUAUGCUAUAUCCAUGAUCCAUGGAUGGGAAAAUCCUGUGGGAAAGCCAAUAAAGGAUGAAGGACUUCAAGAGGCAGAUACUUCAAGCACACAGAAAAGCAGCUUGGUCACUGUUACAGAUUGGAGUGACUCUUCAGAUAUUUGAUUGUCCCAGAAGGAGGUUUAAUCUGAUUUCUGUCCUUUUUUUCUUAUUGUGCACUAACAAGGAACUUUUCUUUACAAAUCUGUGUCCAGAGUUUUACC